UCGUCCUUCUGUGAGCUUCUCCUCUGAGUGUGACGACGAGCGACUGGCAGAAGUCGAGGUGCCGGCGGGAGAGGAGAAGAAACCGAAAAGAGAGAGAGGGAAAGAGGAAACUAACAGAAACACAGAAGAAGAAAACAACGAAACGAAAUACAGAAAAGAGAAAUACGGAUUCAAACACCCUGUGAAACACGUGACUUCGAAAAAAAAAAAAAAAAUCGAAUGUGUAUAUUGAACGAUGUAUCACUUGCAUUUGUUCUACACAGUGACUGAAUGACUUCCUUAGACGAAAUAAAGCGUCUUGUCUCCAGGAGAAUGUGGCUGAAAAAGAUGUGUCCAGCCGUGACUUCAUGACAAAAACCCACUUUGUUGCUUUCCUUUAAAACUGGUGCUUGCAGUUGAGAAUCAGAGCCAAAGAGUCUUCUCACGCCCUCGCAUUUAUGUUUUGCUUCGCAUUUUCUAAAUAUAUAUAAAGAUAUAUAUACAUAGUGUAAUAUUUAGCUUUAUAUUAAGUUAAGUCCGAUUCUACAGUGCUAUUCAUUUGCGUAAGAUUUUAAAGAUAGAAAGCGAGAAAAGAAAAAGAAAAGAAUCGAGAAAAUUAUCAUAAAACAAACAAAAACAAACGGACAAACAGAAAAGUAAACAAACAAAACCCAAUAAUAAGAACAGAAUUCCCAGCAACACAAACGACCCUCCAGAGAAUCCACAAUGGACGAGAAACAAGAACUUCUUCCCGGUCUGAACCCGCGAUACAGCUCUCUGGAACUGAGACAAAGUUCCACGCCUUCGGACAGAGACAGCGGGGGCAAAAAUAAUAGACAAUCUGACCAGAGUGGCAGCGAUUCCUCGGUGGCCGUGGGGGACGAGGACCAGAUCACGUACUCCUGGCACAACGUCAACGUCUACAGCAACCCGAGGGCGAGGACCAGCAGGUCGCUCUUCAGCAGGAAAAAGCAGGAGUCCAGCGAGAAACACAUUCUUAAAGAUGUGACGGGCAUCUGUCGUCCCGGCGAGCUGCUGGCGAUCAUGGGGGCGUCGGGCGCGGGCAAGACGACGCUGCUCAACGUUCUCACACACCGCAACAACGACAAGCUGCGCAUCGUCGGCGACCUCUUCGUCAACGGCCACCGAGUGGACCCCGACUCCCUCACCAGCCGCUCCGCCUACGUGCAGCAGGACGACCUCUUCAUCGGCAUGCUCACCGUCAGGGAGCAGCUGGUGUUCCAGGCCAUGCUGCGAAUGGACCGCCACCUGACGUACGACCAGCGAAUGUCCCGCGUGGAUGAAGUCAUCAGUGAGCUUGGCCUGAUGAAGUGUGCCGACACGAAGAUCGGCGUCCCGGGCAGAAUCAAGGGGAUUUCUGGGGGAGAGAUGAAGCGACUUGCCUUCGCUUGUGAGGUGCUGACGAACCCACCUCUCAUGUUCUGCGACGAGCCCACCUCCGGCCUGGACUCCUUCAUGGCCCAGAACGUGGUGGCCGUCAUGAAGAACAUGGCCGAGCGGGGCAAGACCAUCAUCUCCACCAUCCACCAGCCCAGCUCCGAGGUCUACGCCAUGUUCGACCGCGUCCUCCUCAUGGCCGAGGGGCGCGCCGCUUACCUGGGCGAGGUCGACGCCGCCUACCAGUUCUUUAACAGGAUCGGGCUGCCGUGUCCGCCCAACUACAAUCCGGCCGACUUCUUCAUCUCGACGCUGGCCAUCCAGCCGGGCAAGGAGGACAGCUGCCGGAAGGCCAUCGCCAUGAUCUGCGAGGAGUUCUCCAAAUCCGAGGAGGGCAUCAGCAUUGACAAGGCCGUCCUUGAGAACUCGAAGGACUCGGAUGCAAACGGCUACAGCAGCCUGGCAGACAUUGAAGUCAGGAAAUCUCCUUACAAGGCAUCGUGGCUCAAGCAGUUCCGAAGUGUGCUGUGGAGGUCAUGGCUGGAGGUCAUCAGGGAACCCAUGCUGAUCAAAGUCCGCUUCGCUCAGGUCAUGGCCAUCGCACUCCUCAUCGGCAUCAUCUACUUCGGCCAGACACUCACGCAGGAGGGAAUCACCAACAUCAACGGCGCCCUCUUCCUUCUCCUCACCAACAUGACUUUCCAGAACGUCUUUGGAGUCGUUAGUACCUUCUGCGCCCAACUACCGAUCUUCCUCCGCGAGCAUUUCAACGGCAUGUAUCGCACAGACGUCUACUUCCUGUCCAAAAUGAUCGCCGAGAUGCCCUUCCACAUCAUCUAUCCCUUCGCCUUUGUGGCCAUCGCUUACCAUAUGGUUGGCUUUACUGAUGAUUACGUGAAUUUCUUCAUUUCUGCCGGCAUCGUUAUUCUGGUGGCUAACAGUGCGAUUUCUUUCGGUUACAUGAUUUCGUGCAUGUCGAAGAACCUGAGCGUUGCCCUUGCAAUUGCAGCGCCACUUAUCAUUCCUCUUAUGCUGUUUGGUGGAUUCUUCUUGAACAGCGGCUCAACCCCCAUUUACCUGACGUGGCUGAAGUACCUCUCCUGGUUCAGCUACGGGAACGAGGCCCUCCUCCUGAACCAGUGGCAGGGCGUCAAGUCCAUCCCCUGCAACACAAACCAGACCUGUUUUCCCAACGGCCAAGCAGUUCUGUCCUUCUUGCAUUACGAAAACGGAAGCAUCACCGUCAACGUCUUCUGCCUCAUCGCCCUUAUCGUUGGCUACCGGAUCUUGGCGUUUUUGGCUCUCCUCACCAAGACCUUUAGGAAACAGUAGUAGUUCGUACUGCUUCGCCUACGUUUCCCCGAAAGGCCUAAACUCGCUGGUGUUUCGAAGCUCCGAAAUCAUUUGGGGUUCAUUCUGUCCCCAAGCUUUCAACGAGCGAAAUGUCCGAAGUUUAGACUAGUCUGCAUUUCCAAAAGUAUCGUUAGUUUAAUUGUUUUUUUUUUCUCUCUUCUCUAUUCGAGAAUACUUUUGCAAUGGGAAUGUAUUCAAAGGCUUUAAACUUUCCCAGAUUUUUUUUUCAGGUCAGUAGCCAGAAAAAAAAAUAUACUGACGUUUACUCGGACAAGGGAUCUAGAUUUUCUAUUGUAUUGGCAUUUUAUACAUUGUAAACAUCGCAUUAUAUGCAAAAUUAAAGAAAGACAGUUGACAAAUGACUAAUUCAUCGAAUGUAUGAAAAGAUCUACUGUUAACUCAUUUUGUUAUAAAAAUAAUAGUCUGACCUUG
Penaeus chinensis is the source of this 3162-nucleotide messenger RNA. Its product is annotated as protein white-like. Gene Ontology annotation, cellular component: plasma membrane. The record is from RefSeq and is a predicted model, not a curated record. The coding region runs from base 706 to 2709 and encodes 667 amino acids. Gene Ontology annotation, molecular function: ABC-type transporter activity; ATP binding; ATP hydrolysis activity. Lineage: Eukaryota; Metazoa; Arthropoda; Malacostraca; Decapoda; Penaeidae. The transcript has 12 exons. Gene Ontology annotation, biological process: transmembrane transport.